Molecule: messenger RNA, 7959 nt
Organism: Artibeus jamaicensis (Jamaican fruit-eating bat)
Lineage: Eukaryota; Metazoa; Chordata; Mammalia; Chiroptera; Phyllostomidae
Gene: ZNF436
Product: zinc finger protein 436
Exons: 4
Coding region: 647-2059 (470 amino acids)
Biological process (GO): regulation of transcription by RNA polymerase II; central nervous system development
Cellular component (GO): nucleus
Molecular function (GO): RNA polymerase II cis-regulatory region sequence-specific DNA binding; DNA-binding transcription factor activity, RNA polymerase II-specific
Source: RefSeq, a predicted model, not a curated record
CAGAGAAGUCUCCUGUACAGUUAGAGACAACAGGCUUCUGGGCACAUAGCCAAGGUUCUGGGGAUAUUUAUAACUUGAAGAGGGUGGGAGUCCCUAAUAAGCUGCUAUAUUCUUUUUCCAUCACUUCCCUCUCCAAGGCUACAGCGAGCUCAGAGCUCUUCCCCACGCAGAAUGCCUGCCAUUCCUAGUGCUGGGCUUCCAUUGUCUAAUUUUCUCAUCCUGGCUGGGGAAAGGGAAGGCUGUGAGUCCUUCCGUUCGGAAGAAAUCCAGCUGAAUGCAGCUUAGCUGCUGGUGGUAUUUCUUGGCUAGCCACUGUGGUCUCAGAGGGAUCUGCCUAUGAGCCUGUGGUUUCGGAGCUGCCUGAGACUCUUUGGGAUCCGCCUACAAUCUCUGGGCUUUGCCUGCAAGUCUACGGAUUCGAGAUCUACCUGCGGAUCUGAAAUAUCCGGGAUCUGCCGGUAGCUAUCUCUAGAAUCUUUCCUAAAGCCUGAAGUCUCAGAAGAACUCCGCCUGCGGAUUCGGAAUCUGUUUGGGGGCCUCCCGGAUCUUGGAGCAGGGAUCUCGUGGGUCUUUUACAGGCCAGGAGUGCUGUCUGCUAGCCGCUUUUCCUGCUCUCUCUCCUGGGAGGCGAAUCCUUGAGCCCGAGAUGGCAGCCACCCUGCUUAUGGCUGGGUCCCAGGCACCCGUGACAUUUGAAGAUAUGGCCAUGUACCUCACCCGGGAAGAAUGGAGACCCCUGGACCCUACACAAAGAGAGCUUUACAGGGAUGUUAUGCAGGAGAAUUAUGGAAAUGUUGUCUCAUUAGAUUUUGAGAUCAGGAGUGAGAACGAGGUGAAUCCAAAGCAAGAGAUUAGUGACGAUGUAGAAUUUGGGACUGCAUCUGAAAGACCUGCUGGGAAUGCUGAAGAAAAUCCUGAAAGUGAAGAGGCCUUUGAGAGCAGGGAUAGAGCCGAAGGACAGUGGGGAGAUUUGACAGCAGAAGAGUGGGUCAGCUAUCCUCUCCAGCAAGUCACGGAUCUGCUUGUCCACAAAGAGGCUCACACAGGUAUCCGAUACCACAUAUGUUCUCACUGCGGAAAGGCCUUUAGUCAGAUCUCAGACCUUAAUCGACAUCAGAAAACCCACACUGGAGAUAGACCCUAUAAGUGUUAUGAAUGCGGAAAGGGCUUCAGCCGGAGCUCGCACCUUAUUCAGCAUCAAAGAACACACACUGGGGAGAGACCCUACGACUGUAACGAGUGUGGGAAAAGUUUUGGAAGAAGCUCUCAUCUCAUCCAGCAUCAGACAAUCCACACUGGAGAAAAGCCCCACAAAUGUAACGAGUGCGGGAAAAGUUUCUGCCGGCUGUCGCACCUAAUCCAACACCAAAGGACCCACAGUGGGGAGAAGCCCUAUGAGUGCGAGGAGUGUGGGAAAAGCUUCAGCCGGAGCUCGCACCUAGCUCAGCACCAGAGGACGCACACAGGCGAGAAGCCUUACGAGUGCAAUGAAUGUGGACGAGGCUUCAGUGAGAGGUCUGAUCUCAUCAAGCACUAUCGGGUCCACACGGGAGAGAGGCCCUACAAGUGCGAGGAGUGUGGGAAGAACUUCAGUCAGAACUCUGACCUUGUGCGCCAUCGUAGAGCCCACACGGGAGAAAAGCCGUACCACUGUAACGAAUGUGGGGAGAACUUCAGCCGCAUCUCACACCUGGUUCAGCACCAGAGAACCCACACCGGGGAAAAGCCGUAUGAGUGUAACGCGUGUGGGAAAAGCUUCAGCCGGAGCUCUCACCUCAUCACACACCAGAAAAUUCACACUGGAGAGAAGCCCUAUGAGUGCAACGAGUGUUGGCGAAGCUUUGGUGAAAGGUCAGAUCUCAUUAAGCACCAGAGAACCCACACAGGAGAGAAGCCUUAUGAGUGUGUGCAGUGUGGAAAAGGUUUCACCCAGAGCUCCAACCUCAUCACACAUCAAAGAGUUCAUACGGGGGAGAAGCCUUAUGAAUGUACUGAAUGCGAGAAGAGUUUCAGCCGGAGCUCAGCUCUUAUUAAACAUAAAAGAGUUCACACUGACUGAGUCUCGUAAUUGUGACUGAUAAAUGAUUCACUUGAAGGUACAAUUUUAUGUGCUAUUAGAGAGCUCUCUCAAGACUGAGCUGCUUAUACCAUACUGAAUUUCCUUGUCGUAGGCCACAGUUUGAAACAUCGGUGAAGACAAGCCAUUUGAAGUUCUGACCCAUGGCUUUGGGAAUAUUCUUCCCUCUUAAACAUAGUGAUUUUUAUUCAAGCAGUAUUAAUGAAGUGCUUCAUUGAACUCAGCCCCACAAGUAACUGGAACUCUGAAGUCUAGAGGAUAAAUGCUGAUAAAUACUCAGGCGUGGAAAUAGAGUAAAUUUUUAAAAGUUCUUCUUCUAGCCCUGACUCAAAAAACUGUGCUAAGGGCAAUCAAUGUUGAACUGUAAUAGGGUGGCCACAGCUCUUUUGGAAAAGGAUGAGAGACUUUGCCUGAAUUGCCACACUUAUUCACUUACCAUAGUUGGGCACAUACAUCUUCCCUUUCAAAGGGCUUUUUCCUUGAAUUGCUCAUGCACUUGUAGCUUUCCAACUUCCUGAGAGCUGGAUUCUGCACUUUGAAGGCAAUGAUCAUAUCUUUUCUUCUCAUUGUUUCUAAUUAGCUUUUUUAAAGCUUGCAUUUUUGUGAAAGCUAACUGAGGAUAUGGAUUGCAAGGAAAAAUGAAACAGGUUCGGGGACCAAGGACUCAUCAGUGAUGGUGAUUUUAGCAACUGACGCCCACUGUUGUUAUUGCCACUAAUCAGAAUUUGUUAAUUUCCUUUGGGGAUCAUUGUAGGGAACACUGCAAUGAAAAUAGCUUCAAGGAAAGAUGGGACCAUAAGCGAUGGUGGAGCCUAAGGAGCAAGUGGAAUUGAUGACUUCAGGGAAGGAAGCAGAGUCCCUUCCCAAGGAACACAGGUCAUUUCUGUGUUCUUUCCCCUUUGCCCUUUAAGAUCACUUCUUCCUAUACUGCUAACUCUAGGAUCUGACAAGGGCCACAUCCCAGUGUUUCUCUUAGCUUGCGUAAGGGCAUGUGUGUGUACAGUAAAAUGUGUCUUCCUGUGGUUUUUCCCAUAGCAGAAACAGAAUUCACACAGACGUAGCAUGUGACUGGGUGAUGUUGAUUGUGUAGCAGAGCUACAGACAUAAUCCAGUGGGAGAAAUGUCCUUUUCACUGUAUGAAGAAAAAAUUUGAGCACGAGUGCUCUAGUGUGCACUCUUUCGUAAGGUCUGCCCUUGGACAGAACUAAGCACUUGUUCAUGUGUGUCAGCCCACUGUGGGAUAUGAGGACGGGACAGAUGGGUUGAUUGUCCUGUUCUGAGACUGAAUAUCUUCUCUUUGGGCUAGUCACAAGGAAUUAAUAAACGUAUAGGAAUGUACUUUCAUCCUCUCAGCCUACAGAUACAAAGUGAUUACCAGUUGACUUAAUCUAAGCCCAGUAGUGUCAGUUCUCCCACCUCAGCCCAACUGAGAAUUAAGGAAUGUCCCCAAUGUUUGUGCUUAUCCAAGUAUUUGAGGGUGUGAGUGGAAGGGAAUUAAUGCCCAGGAGAUGGGAUUCAAGGAAGGAAAGUUUUUAUUUUUGAGUGUGCCUCAAGGUAUUUCUACUGUGCUUUGUUGUGAGAGUUUUAACAUUUGAAACCUACUUUUGCCAUAGCUCUUGGGCAGCUGGUGUUAAAAGAGCCAGUGGUCUCUCUAAAGUAGUGUGCUGUACUGAGUUACGACCCACAGCUGUGUGGGACUAACACGACCUCCAAAGUAGCAAAAAAUCCCAUUCCACCAACGAGCUUUUUUUCUGUUGUGACUCCUAUUUAAAUACAAACCCCGGGCAGGGAGCCUGUUUUUUGUUCUAUAUGACCUCUUGCCAACCAAUACCCUCUUGCUAGGGUAUUCAUGUUUUAAUUGUUGAAUGACUUACAUGUUCUUGAUGACUAAACUAAAAUAUGCCUUGUACCAUAUCAGUGUUGCCGAUGGUUUUAAUGAAUAUCAAAGUUCUGUUUCGGUGAGCUCCUAGGGCUUUAGAGUGGCCAUAGAAGACAGCAUCUUCAUGACAUAACUCUAUUUCACUUUCUUUUCCUUCCCGACUCUCCCGUCCCGCCCCUAACCUGUGCCUGCUGCUGCUUUGGCAUCUUAAGUACCCCAGCCACCUCUCCAUACAUGUCCACUCCAGCUGGGAAGUUAAAAGGGCAAGGGCCAGACCAGCUCUGUCUCCUCUCUGUCUGCCAGUUGCUGCCCAUUUGUUGAACUUUGUGUAGAAGUUAUGCAUUGGACUCUCUUUGCUAAUGCUUUUUGCAUGCCUUCUGCUCCCAAGACUCUGGCUGCUUCUGCACACACGCCCUGAACACUUUGUGCCUGUUUUCUAUGGUUGUGGAGAGUGGAUGAGUAAGUGUGUAGAGCAGUUUUCCUUGUGGUAUAUUGGUCACAGUUAUUCUAGUGUCUCUCUAUAUCUGUAUUAUUCUAACAAUAUUCUAUAAUUAAAAGUAUAAUUUUUAAAAUCAAAAAGCUGAGAAUCAUUUUAGUAAUCCAGCACCAAUUCAUAAAAUGGGUUUUCAUCAGAUACAUUGAAUUUGGGUGCAGUUAUCUUUACAUUCAUGCAUUUGUACUGAUGUUCUUCUGGAAAUUUGGGAGUACAUUGGUGAGCCCUUGGAUAUUGUCAUAUUUUGGGAAGAUGCAAAAACCUGAACAAUUUCUUAUGAAGAUUAGGAUGGUGGCAAGCAACAUGGGAGUAUUUGGUAGGCGUGACUCAUUAGCGGGGGAAGGACAUCCAAAAGGAAAGAUGUAAGGAAGCCUUUUUGCUUUAAGGAGAUAUUUAGUCUUAAGAAUACUAAAACAAUGUCUACUGAUCCAGUGUUGGGAUUCCAGAACAGAUAACUCUUAGAAACAGUCAAAGGCUCCCUAUUUAUGACAUAAUUGCACCGUCUUGCGGGUGGUGCCAGUGAUUGUGAUUAUGGCAAUGAUUAUGUGUUACCAGGCUGUGUCCACAAUUUUUGAGUUACUUACAAGUAAUUUUCUCUAAUGAAAUCUUUUUUAAGAAAAUGAAGGGCCAGUCUAGGUAGAGGUAAGGAGUAGAAGUGCUUUAAAUUGGGCAAAAAUACAAACAUGGAAGAAAAACUUGAGUUAAUCUAUAGCCAAAAGUUGGAAAAGAAAUUUCAUCAAAGCAUUUUUUAAAAACUCUUUUGCGGUUUACAUGAUCAGCAUUUUUAAUUUCUGGAAAGGAAAUUAAAAGAAAAUGCCAGUUCACCUGCAGAAAUUCACCUGGAGUCUUCCCUGUACGGCUAUUUGAUAUAUUAAUGCUUCACCAUUAUUAUAAAAAGAAGAUUCCCUUUGUUCUCUAGGGGUUGGUUAGGCCUCUGCUUCCAGGACAUUAGUUCCCCAUCGAGUGCCCUGAAGUGAUCAUUUGUUCAAUGGUUCUUUAGUGUUUCAAAAGUUAGUGUUCAAAAAGGAAUUCGUGUGCCCUGGGAGAAAAGGACUCGGAAGCAUUGGUUAGAUACACAUCUCUGCGGUGGUGUAGCUGAUCUGGGCCUUGCUUCUCUACAGGAAACUUACAGGGCCAUUAGUAAACAAAACCAACCAACCAACCUGAGGAGUAAAAUUAAUAGAAAAACUACUCUGUAGUGACCUAAAAUUGUUUCGUGGUUAAAGCUACUAUAGUAUGUUUUCCUAAGUGCUUCAUGUGCAAAGUUUGUAUCGUUUUCAGCUUCUCCAAAGGUGGUUUAGUUUUUUACUGAUACUACUCGGAGAGAUUGAAGCUGAUGACAUCAAAUUCUCAUUUGGAAUUUCAUAGCAGCCCCUGUAGAUGGCUACCUCAUAUGUAUCUCCACUUGGAAAUUACCCGAGCGUUCCUUAAAACCAAACCGCACACUGAACUCACCACUUUCUUCUACCACCCCCACCUGCCUCUAUUUCCUGACUCACUCGUUGCCUAGUUAUCCAGGCUAGAAACUUGCACGUCAUACUUGACAAUUCCUGCUCUUUUAGCCACCCUCCUGGUCAGUAGUAUUAGUUGAAUAAACUAGUCAUCCAGAAGGGACCAUACCACCUCUUAAAUAUUUUUCCAGCGCACCUACCUUGCUCCACUGCCACCACUUACCGUGUGACUUUGGUCAAGUUCCUUAGCUCUUCCGUUCCUUGGGUUUCCCAUCAUUAAAUGGGAGGGAUUCUAUCUGCCUCAUAGAGUUGCAAAGAUUAAAUGAGAUAACGAAGCUCAAAAUAUUAGCUGCAAUUAUUCAGAUCACUCACGGCCAUGUCUUCCUAAUGGAAACAACCUCCUAAUGAGUCUCUCCUUUUCUAUUUUCAAACCCCUUCAGUCUAUUCUCCCUUGCUGCAACUAGAAUGAGCUUCCUGAAGGGCAAACCCCUUCUUGCCACUCUUCCAUGUACAACCUCUCCCAGAUUCCCGUCACCAGCAGCAGACAGUACACUGCUGUGGUGUGAUUUAUGGGGAGCCAUGAUCCGGCCCCUGCUGGCCCCUCAGCUUCCAUUCUCUGCACUUCUGCACUUGGCAACGCACUCCAAGUUGCAUCUCUUCCUCUCUGCUCUUCUGGCCAACUCCUCCUCCUCCAGCUCUCACGCCAAGCUGGUAGGAAACCUUUCCUGAUCGCACCAGACCGGAUCCAUCAGGUGUUCCUUUCAGUGUCCCCUGGAUUUGUCCCGAUCAAAGCACUUUCUUCCUGUUUUGUUGCCUGUUUACUUUCUCAUCCCCUCCUUAGACUUGGCCGCCCUUGAAGAAGUCACUGCAUCUUCCUCACCAUUGUGCCUUCAACGCCUAGCAAACGUUUUACUUACAGUAGGCAGGCAACAAAUAUUUCUUGGGUAAACGAGAGGGAAAUACGUAUAAAUUUCAGCCCCGCCAGCAGAGCUGGUGACUUCAUUUCUAAUUUGUUACAACACAUGCCACUCAUAAAAGAACUGUAGGAAUCCUGUCAUUGGAUAUCUACUGGGGCCUUUAUGCAAAGGCCAGAAGGCUCCUAGAGGCAAUGUGACCCACCUAAGACCCACCCUCGGCCCCACCCCCCUGGGUAAAGCUGGGAUAAAGCCACCAGUUCCUUAGGGCUCAUUGUCACCUUUGGAGGGUUAUCUCAGUACAGAUCUUUCUUUGUAACUUUGGGGACUUGUUACAAGGCAGGCUCUCCAUACAGGGAGUUCAGGCCGGAUUUCAGGCUCUCUGCUCUAGGUGUGGCCUCUGGUUAACCUCUGAAUCCUCCAAGCCAAGCACAUAAACGAAUGGUUGUUAGUAUUUCAGAGAAGAUCAGAUUCCUUUGAGACUCUAAUGAAAGUUUUGGAUCACUUGUUUUUAUUGAUUUUUUAAAAAAGAUUUUAUUUAUUUUUAGUGAGAUAGUCAAAGGAGGGAGAAAGAGAAACAUCAGUGUAUGAGAGAUGCAUUGACUAGUUGCCUCUUGCAUGCCCUGAACUGGGGACCUGGUGCGAAACCCAGGCAUGUGUCCUGACCAGGAAUUGAACCCAUAACCUUUUGGGUCACAGGCUGGUGAUCAAUCCACUGAGCCACACCAGCCAGGGUUUAUUUUUGAGAGUCCUUUAUAUAUUUUGGACAUAAUUCCUUUAUUACAUAUAUUAUUUGCAAAUAUUUUCCCCAGUCUUUGGCUUGUCUUUUCAUUCUCUCUCUCUCUCUCUCUCUCUUUUUUAAAGGUUUUGUUUAUUUAUUUUUAGAGAGUGUGGAAGGGAAAGAGAAAGAGAAGAAGAGAAACAUUGAUCAGUUGUCUCUCACACGUCCCCAACCCAGGACCUGGCCCACCACCCAGGCACGUCCCCAGACUGGGAAUUAAACCAGUGACCCUUCAAUUCGUGGGACAGUGCUCAACCCACUGAGCCACAACCAUCAGGGCUUGUCUUUUCAUUCUCUUAGUAGUGUCUUUGAAAGGACCAAAGUUUUAAAUUUUGAUUAAGCCCAGUUUUCUGAUGGGAUUUUU